Brassica oleracea var. oleracea is the source of this 1698-nucleotide messenger RNA. RefSeq lists its product as uncharacterized. Lineage: Eukaryota; Viridiplantae; Streptophyta; Magnoliopsida; Brassicales; Brassicaceae. The record is from RefSeq and is a predicted model, not a curated record. Bases 1 to 1698 code for a protein of 565 amino acids. The transcript is spliced from 2 exons. Gene Ontology annotation, molecular function: catalytic activity.
AUGAAGGGAAAAGGAAUAUCAGUUUCAACUGAUCACCCUAUUCCAACAAUGGAAGAAGUGAUGGAGGACUUACAUCAGGUUACUCGACAGUAUCUAAGCUGCCCUGACCCAGUGGAGGCAGCAGCGAGAAGACAGAGUGUUUCAGGGAGACGCAAACAUGCAACUGGAAGAGUUCCCCCUCAUAACCCUGGUGGUGGCGGUCUCCUCCUCAUCUGGAAGAGUGACAUUGAUGUCUUUGUGUUAGUUUCGACCAAUAACUACGUAGAAACAAUCAUCAACUACCAAGGAAACAUUUUUCAAACUACCUUUGUCUACGGAGAGCCGGACCACACAAAGAGAUAUGCGAUCUGGAAUGAAAUAUCUAACUUGCACCCAUCAAAUGGAGGAACCUGGUUCUUGACGAGAGAUUUCAACGAAAUCAUAGACAACUCCGAGAAGAAUGGAGGGAUAGUCAGACCGGAAGGAACCUUCUACGCCUUCAGAACCUUCUUGUCACAGGAUGACCUAUCCGAUAUUAAACACUUUGGAAACUGUUUAUCGUGGAGAGGCAAGAGAAACUCACAUCUGGUCCAGUGCAGACUAGAUAGGGCAAUGUGCAACAGUGAGUGGCCAGACCUAUUUCCCUCCUGUAGAAGCCAGUACCUGAAAUACGAAGCCUCAGACCAUAGACCACUAAUAUCUUUCCUCGAUACCUCACGAAGAAAGGGUACUAAGAUCUUCAGAUUUGAUAGAAGUUUGAGAAAAAACCCUGAAGUUCAGACGUUAGUCAAGGAUACCUGGAAUAGUGCUUCCCGUCUCCAUGUUGAAGACAAACUUGCCCUCUGUAGAAGAGCUAUCUGCAGAUGGAGCAAAGCCUUCUAUGAAAACAGCAGGAAGACCCUCAAGAUGUUGAAGACACAGUUAGACGAGGCUUUGACUAAAUCCGUUCCUGAUGAGGAACUAAUUUUCCAACUCAACAGCCAGUUACUCCAAAACUACAAGAGAGAAGAAGAGUUUUGGCGUCAGAGAAGUAGAGAGCUAUGGCUAAGUCUGGGUGAUGCUAAUACCAGCUACUUCCACGUUACAACUAAAGCACGACAAGCUAGAAAAAGACUUUCAGUAAUGGAAGAUGAAAACGGCAUACCUUGGUUUGAGGAAGAACAAAUAUCAUCAGGGAUUUGCAACUUCUACAACAAGCUCUUCACCUCAACGAAUUUUGAUGGAUCCAAAAUAGUCGAAGACGCCCUCAAACCCUGCAUAACACAACAGAUGAAUGAGAACCUUACUAUGGAGCCAACACCAGCAGAGAUCAAAGAGGCAACCUUUGCAAUCCACCCAGGCAAAGCUCCAGGCCCUGAUGGCUUCUCAGCAAGCUUUUUUUUUCAGGCAUACUGGAAAGUAGUGGGUCCAGAUGUGAUACAAGAUAUCCAGGGCUUCUUCUCAACCGGUAUCCUCCGAACCUCGCAAAAUGAAACACUUGUGAGACUGAUUCCAAAGAUCAAAGGAGUAAAAAGAAUGGCUGAUUAUAGGCCUAUAGCUUUAUGCAAUGUUUUCUUCAAGAUCAUAUCCAAAAUGCUAUCAAUCAGGCUCAAACCAGUUCUGGAAACAAUUAUACCAGAGAACCAAUCAGCAUUCACAUCAGGCAGAGCCAUCUCAGACAAUGUUCUAAUAACACACGAGGUACUUCAAUAUCUCAAAACAUCACAGGCGGAGAAAUGA